Molecule: messenger RNA, 3758 nt
Organism: Asterias rubens (European starfish)
Lineage: Eukaryota; Metazoa; Echinodermata; Asteroidea; Forcipulatida; Asteriidae
Exons: 15
Coding region: 89-3430 (1113 amino acids)
Source: RefSeq, a predicted model, not a curated record
AGGAUCUUGGAUUUUUACGAUUACAAAAAUUAAUAAUAUCGUCUGCGAAUAAUUGUCAAUCGUCUCUUCGAAGACAUCGAUACGAAACAUGCCGACCUCAGGAGAAGCUCGUAUACGACCGACUUCUUCUUAUAAUUUAAGGUCUCGUCCACUGCCUAAAACAAGAUCGGUAACUUCUGCAGGCUCCUCGUUGUCCAAAAAUAAGGAGAAUUUACUACAUCCCUCAAGCAAGUUGAAUAUAAGCCAAAUUCCUGUGCCAGCUAGAUCCACGCCUUCAUCCAAAGCGAAAUCAGGCACCACUGUCAAGUCCAAGAACACUGCCUCAGAACGACCCAAGUCCAGAACAAGAACCGUUCCAGAUUUUGCAAAGUUGCACAAAUCAUGGCAGCAAUCAUUUAAUAAGGGAAAAGCCUGCAACAAAAAGAAGUGUACAGAGGUACGUGCGUUUGACCUCACCAAACCAGGUGCAGUUUUCCAGCCCAAAUACUUCGAUGGGACGACCACGCCAUCUGCAACUGAGGAGGAUGAAGUGUUUGAGACAGAUGAGGGCGCCCUUCACAGUAUCCUCAAUGAGGGAGUCUCAGCGACAUCCCAUCGUAGCGGAAGAUCCACCAUGACUGGCUUCGGUGGAUCAGUGGUCACACAGCCCAAGCCAAGCCGGCAAACCCUCGGAGCGCUACCCAGAACAUUCCAAGGGCGUGCGAAUAACCCACAGAACACCAGAGAUCCAGUGCAGUUUGAGAGGCACGAUGCAAAGGGAGAACAGCGGAGAGAGCCGAAUAACCCCCUGGAACAGGAGCAGGGAAGGAGGAAAGAGUCACUGGCUGAGCAGCAACAGGAUAUGGAUAUAAACUUUGAGUCUGACGCGGGGGCCCUCGCAAGUAUCCUCAACAACACAGGCGCUGACUUCCGCCAUCGCAAGGCCCCAUUAACGAGACAGACGAUCGGUACCACCAUGGGCGUUGGUCGAACCCCACAGGGUGUAUUCUCCGGGAGACCCUCACAGGGCCCUGUGAGGACAUCCAUCUACUACCAGAGGCCCCGCAACAUGAACUACAAUCGGGUAUUUACAGACUACAAAAACCUGCUUUUGUCUCGACUGAGUCUGGCAGCUCCUCCAGUCUCGAGCAAACCUCUUACAUUUGACCAGCCAACUAUACUGCAAGAAAAAACCUUACCACAGUCAGGAAGCAAGGUCAGAGGUCAAGCGUCUGAGGUCGUAGGUCAGUCUAAUCUUACAAAAUCUGCGGCCAGGAGGGUUAGAACACCAGCUACAGCGAGCCGUGUACGGAAUCAACGUUUCCAAGCAGCACUUGGUGCUCAUGACACGACCAGCUCGCCAGCUCUGAGAGCUCCUCCCUCAUCCUUGAGGAAAGCUACAAGCACGCACAAGGAGGGAAAGGCUUAUUCUGUUAAAUGGGCUGAUGUACUAAGCCCCCCUGCGGAAAGAUUAGCUGCAAACCCAUCCAAGGAUGAGUUGGCGACUACGCUAUUUACCGAUGAGGACACACAGAUCCUACAACCUGACACUCUGAGGCCCACUGUGAUUGAACAAGAGAGUCUCAAAGCAGCUUGUCUGGCCAAACAGGAUGAGAUCCAACAUCUGGAGAAGCAGGCAGCAAUCCACAGGACCGAACUUGAGGAAAUGAAUGAAAUCGAGAGACAGCUGGAACUGGAGAUCGAGAAGCUCCAACUAGAUGGCUCCCUUCUCUCGUCAUCUUCUGGAAGCCCUGGCAACAGGACAGAAGCUGAUCACCAGCUGGAUAAAAAGCAGAUCCUCUCUAGUCCAGAUGCAUCCUCCCUACAUACACAGCAGAACUUUCUGGAUGUACAAACACUGAGGCAAGAUCAUUUCUCAAGGCCUGAUUUUAACUCCUUGCAAGUUCCAUCUGCCAUCAAAGAUGGAGUAUCAGAAGUCGCUACCUCUCCGAUAGAAGUAGCUGCCCAGAGUCGGUCUGCUGGUGGAGGAGCUCCUUAUCAGAGCAGCCAACACUUUGUACCUUCAUUUCCUGUCAAUGAAAUGAUAGCGAACUCGGCAACGGACGCAACAGCCAGAACUUUAGUCGCUGGUAGACCAUUCAAGGUUGUGGAUGUCCCAGAGAAACCAUUUGCUGGACUGAGUCUGGUGCCGGAGGCAGAAGCGAAAGGCAAGAUGGAGGGUGCAAUUUAUCAAGCAGCACUUAGUCAAGGGUCAACUGUCUUGUCAAGAGAUUUCAGACCUGAAAUUCAAGGUCAGGAUUGUAUUGGAAGCCAGAACCAAGAUGUGUUCAGGACUAGCGGACAACAAAGUAGUGGAAACCAACCCCACAUUCCUAGCAGAAACUAUGAUCAUGGGACAUCCUCAAAUCAUUAUGUGCAAAUGCCAAACAAAAAGACUGACCUGCUUUGGUCUGAUUCUGGUCAAUUUAUCAAAGCUUUCUUAAAUCAACCUAUAGCCUCGAAUCAGUUUGUGAAUCAAGGCUGCCCUUCCCACACAAGCAGCACUAGUAAUCAUGGAAACACAUUUCCAUCAAGUAUUAGCAGUUUGUCAAACAGUCUUGAAACCCCUCUGAGAGAUUCCCAGUUGAGCAGAGUUGGGAUGGCCCAUGAGUCCUUCAAGGAACCAUUCAAUCCUGGCAGUAAGGAGCAAGCGGAGGAUUUCAUGGGAGACCGCCCGUCUACUUGGAUGUCUUCCACCCCAGCCCAAAUUCAAACACCUCAUGCUGUCAAACCCCAUUCCAUGAUCAAACAGCUGGCCUUAAAGCAGUCAUUGCCUUCUUCAAGUCUUCCUGGAAGCCAGUGGGUCAGUCAACACAAGCCCCCAAUACACACUCCCCUCGCUAUGAGAACUAUGUCUAUGUGGGACAAUCAGAAACCCGGCACUUCUCCUGUCCAGUAUGUUUCCCCAGUUGGUGUUCGUUCAGGGCAGAUCUGUCAGAGAGAAGCAGACCAGGAGCGCACGGCUGAGAUGCACCAUCCCAUUCCUGCACAGCCUCAGAGGGACAUACCGAAUGGUUAUCCCACUUCUGCUACUGCUGCGACAUCCAACCCAGGCAACAGCGUCACUCAUCUCCAACCAGCUGAGUGGAUAAAACCAACAAGCAGCUUGAAAUCAACAGGCCAAGGGUCAUUGUCACUUGGCGCAGAGUUGCUGACAAGUGGGGGUGCUGCUGCCUUUUUGAAGAGUAAGAUGAAACCACUUUUGUCAGCCAAAACAGACCAGCUCUUCCAAGAGGCGUUGCUGGACGAGGAGUGCGCCCUCUAUGCCUGCCGUCUACCAAGCAAGUUCAGUCCACGCAUUGCAGAGGAUCGGCUGUGCUUUGACCCAGUUGCUAAGAUUUUAAUGGACGGUGAUGACAUGCAUUUUGUUCCAAUUCAAAGCAAUGGAAAUGUGUACAUUUCAUCUCCCAUCGGUUCAGCAUUUAACAUGUACAGUACCAUCCCUAGUUGAGCAAAGUUGGAUCAGUGUUAGAUUGAGAAGAUUGGGCGUCGAGGCUUGUUUCCCAAGAGUGUGGAUUUACUUGGUGUGUCUGCAGCUACUACGCAUCAUCUAAAGUCUCUGUCUGCAUAGUUGACACUUCGCACACUUAGACACGCACUUAUCCUAUCCACCAUUUUGGGAUUCAAAAUGUACAUUGAAUUGACUCUCAAGAUUGGUGAAAUGGUAGAUGCACUUUGUGCUGUGGUGCCUUUUGCGUUGUGCAAGGAGGUAAACGAACCUGUUGCCUUGGAUUGGUCGAGUUGGUCUUUGGAAAGCGUUUGUAACCGUUUGUUAUAAA